Messenger RNA from Acanthamoeba castellanii str. Neff, 1011 nucleotides. RefSeq lists its product as uncharacterized. The transcript is spliced from 7 exons. NCBI's taxonomy places the organism in Eukaryota, Discosea, Longamoebia, Acanthamoebidae. The coding region runs from base 1 to 1011 and encodes 336 amino acids. The record is from RefSeq and is a predicted model, not a curated record.
AUGACCCUCGGGACAGCAACAACGGCUUUUCUUGUCUUGUGCUGCUUCUGCGCCUGCGCAGUCGGCGUCUUCAGUCCGGCCGGCUCGCCUUCCGUCACUGUCAACGCGGUGUGGUCCGAUCUCAACAUCACUAGGCUCUACCCCACCACCGCUGUGGCCGGUGCUGUCCUGUUCGAGUCCAACGAGAUGGGGCACCCCAAAGGUGUCUCGCCCGCCGUGGACCUCCGCUCCCAACGGCUCUUCGUGCCCCUCUAUGGCCCAUUCUCGGAAAGCAAGAUGAAGCUGGGCGUGUUUGAUUUGUCGGUUCCGGACAAGGUGACCGUGCUGAAGACCAUCCCCACGCCUGGUGACACUGUCUACUCCAUUCAGUAUGACUCCGUCGCGGACACCGUGUGGCUCGUUGUCUCUUUCGUCCGUGACCUUCGCAUAAUUUUCCUGGUGUCUGUCGACCUCGUCUCGGGCAACGUCAGCAACGUGACUCUGCCUACUGGCUACAAGCCCGCUUACCAGACGGGUCUGGGCUCGCCGUCCGUGAUUGAUGAGAAGAACCGUGAGCUGGUCCUGUCCGUGGAGCAGCCCCUCACUCCUGGGUCAUUCGACAACGUGUACUCCCUGCUCAGGUUCAACCUGGACACCCACCAAUUCACCAUCAUCACGUUCCCUGACUUGUGGCCCUGCGCCAUGGUCAAGGACCAGCUGAGCGGCACAGUGUACGCGCUCUUCCACCCGCGCGAUUACCGCCAGCAACAAUUCCUGUCGUUCGGCACGCUGGACACGACGUCGGGCGCGCUCGAGGUCCUCAACAAGUGGACCAACCCGACCCUCCUCUUCGUCAUCAACUCGCUCUGCGCACUCGACUCCGAGUCGGCCCAGUUCUACGCAGUGGUUGGUGAUGGUGCUGCUGGACGAGUGGCCCUGGUGACGGUGUCAGCCAAGUCUGGCGAGCUGGUGAACACGGCCUACUUCGAUCGUUGGGCCAGGACUGGCAUCCCGAAUAUAUUCGUCUACUGA